Molecule: messenger RNA, 9394 nt
Organism: Podarcis raffonei (Aeolian wall lizard)
Lineage: Eukaryota; Metazoa; Chordata; Lepidosauria; Squamata; Lacertidae
Gene: ZFHX2
Product: zinc finger homeobox 2
Exons: 10
Coding region: 605-8644 (2679 amino acids)
Biological process (GO): regulation of transcription by RNA polymerase II; regulation of neuron differentiation; brain development
Cellular component (GO): nucleus
Molecular function (GO): RNA polymerase II cis-regulatory region sequence-specific DNA binding; DNA-binding transcription factor activity, RNA polymerase II-specific; zinc ion binding
Source: RefSeq, a predicted model, not a curated record
GCCCUCGUCCCUCUGAGCUGAUGAAUUACAGUUUGGAAGGGUGGCGGACAUUUGAGCUAGUACAACCUUCCUGGGAAGGGAUAUUUGCUGAAAUAACAUUACAAAUCAGAGCGUUCUGUGUAAUCUGCGUUUCGGUUUAUUAACAAUUUUUAAGGAAGACCAGCUUGCUUUAUUCUAUAAGGGGGUGUGUGUGGAGAGAAAGAGAUAAGUGGAUUGACAAGUAGACAAGUGGGUGAUAUCUAGCCUUGAUGUGUUGUGACUGAAGGAAAUGGAAACAAAAAUGAGGAGGAGUUUUAUAAGGCCUUUUUGGUGGUGGCUCCGAAGCUUUCUGGCUCUCUCUCCCAAGACCCUGCAUUCAGAAAACAGUAUUUGUUUGUUCGUUUCGGCUUUUGGCCGAAGAAGUUUUUAUGCCUCUGGUUUUGACUGCUGCCCGGAAUAUAUUAGAAUGUCACGUCGAAUUGCUUUUUGGGGGAGAAACUGAAAUGAGGAUAUUGGCGAUGUGUGAUGGAGGAAGGUGCUUAAAAUGUACAUCAAACACACUUGUAUUAAGGUCUCGGCUCCCGUGCUGAGAUGACCCCUCCGCACCCCUCGCGCCCGCACCGCCAUGGACGCCCCCUCUAACUCUGCCUCCUCCUCCUCCUCCUCCUGCUCCGCUGCUGCCCCCCCGGCCGACGGGCAGGAUGACAGGGCCGCGCCUCGGCCCGCUCAGGACUCUCCUGCCUCUCCAGCCACCAAAGAACCCCCCCUCUCGGACCCUUCCUCCUCUUCCUCCUCUGAUGCCCCCUCUCCCAACGACACCAUGAGGCCCUGCUCCGGUUCCCAAGCGGCGCUUGGCUCCGCGAAGCUCCCGGCCGCCAUCUUGCCUGGGCCUCUCCUCCAAGCCGACUGCGGCCUCAUGACGCCAAACCCACCGCCUUCCCCGCAAGCGGCGCCACCCGGAGAAGAUGGGAAGAAGCAAGAAGCAGAAGGCGGCGGAGAGGGGGAAGAGGACGGCGGGCGCAAGGCCCCGCUCUUCUUCUCCGCCGAGGGCUCGGCCUAUCUCCUCAGCGGCGGCCACGUUCUCUUACCAAAGGGCUCCCUAAGCACCACAUCUCCCCAGGUGUCCGUCCUCCACGUCCAGCGCGGUGGAGGCCCAAACCAAGGCUUUACGUCUACUGACCAAAUGUCCCAGAAUACCUCAGCGCCAGGCGAGUGGACCCCUCACGGCGCCUUCUACAGUUUCCGACUGGCCAGGGCCCCCCCUCGAACCAUGUCUGCCAAAAACGCUCCCACCAAACCCAAAGAUGCCCCUGCCGCCGCCCUGGCGGAGGACGAGGAGAACCUCAAAGGGGAAGCCGACCUUGGCCGAGAAGGGGAGCUGCCGUCCCCACCCAUCUGGCUUUGCCUGAUCUGCCGCCUCUCCUUCUGCCGGGGGCGCCCCUUGGCGGCUCACGCCCGCGUAGCCCACGGGGCGCAGCCGAGCCCCGACGAAUGCCAGGCCCUGUCUGGAGGGGCUUCUGCCGUGUUCCAAGGGACCGCGCUUGGCUUCCUCGAACCAAAUAAGCCCACCACCAAGGCAGACCUCAAUGUCCGAAUGUGUAGCAGAUGGGUGAAUGUAACGGAGGAGGAGGAGGAGGAGGAAGAGAAGAAGAAAAAGAAGAAGAAGGGGAGCCCAGGAAAACCAUGCGAGCCACCAGAUGCCAAAGAGUCAAGGGUCGGCGGCGAGCCCUGGGCAAAGGGAGGCGCGGAGGAGAAACCAGAAGAGGAAAAGGAGGAGGAAGAGGAGGAGGAGGCAGCAGCAGUGGUGGCCGAAAAUCAGAAAGAGGAAGGGAGGCUUCUCCCAGACCAAAGCUCACACGGCCAAAGCCCACCCACGGGUGCCAGCACCCCGCUCUCAGAGACGCCGCUGAAGAAGGCUAACAGCAACAAUGCUGCAGCUGACGUAGGAUUGCCCAAGGAAGACGCCAACGCGGAGUUGGCCAACGAAGCCGUUGGGUUGGCCAACGAAGCCUCCAGUGCAGAGCUGGCCAGAGACACCGCUCGCGCCGAGUCAGCCGGCGGGACGAACAGCUCCGGGCUGGGCACCAAAGUGAACAACGACAGCCCAGCCAACGCCAACCUGGACGCCGGUCGGGUUGGGUUGAGCCACGACGCUGGCGCAGCCGACGUGACGCAUGGAACCGUCAGUGUUGGGAUGGCCAGCGAGAUGGUGAGCGCAACGUUUGAGGUCAACAAUGGGCUGAGCGGUAGCAGCAGCAGCAGCAGCCACAAUGGAGGGCACUCGCUCUCCUUUGGGGAAGACUUCACCGCCAUGGCCUACUCGGGGCUGACUUUGUCCGGCCACAUGUCCUUGCUGCACUCGCGCAACUCCUGCAAGACCCUCAAAUGCCCCAAGUGCAACUGGCAUUACAAGUACCAGCAGACCUUAGACGUCCACAUGAAGGAGAAGCACCCCGAGAACAACAGCCACUGCGCUUACUGCAGCACCGGCGGGCCGCACCCUCGCCUGGCCCGGGGUGAGAGCUACAACUGCGGCUACAAGCCCUACCGCUGCGAGGCCUGCAACUACUCCACCACCACCAAGGGCAACCUCAGCAUCCACAUGCAGUCCGACAAACACCUGGCCAACCUGCAGGGCUACCAGGCCACAGGGGGAGGCGGCGGGGCCCCCUCGGUGGCGGCCCCGGUGGCGCCAACCCCAUCGUCGCCCGAGGAGAAGGAGUCGAAAGGCAAAUCCUCCUGGCAGUGCAAAGUGUGCAGCUACGAAACCAACAUCUCCCGCAACUUGCGCAUCCACAUGACCUCUGAGAAGCACAUGCAGAACAUGCUUCUGCUCCACCAGGGGCUGCCCCUGGCACUGCCCGGGCUCCUGGGGCAGGCCCAAGCCGCGCCAGGGGGCAAGGGGCAGCCAGAGCUCUUCCAGUUCUACGGCGCUCAGGCCCUGGGCCACUCACACCAUGCACACCCCCACCACGCUCACGCCGCGGGCAGCUCAGCCCUGCGGGGGGACAAGCCCAUGGAGCAAAGCCAGAUCUUGCUCAACGGCGGCUUCCCACACCUCAACGCUGCUGCUGGCAGGAAGAUGGCUGCCUUGGGCUCAGGCAGUCAUUCUGCCGCCCUUCUCCCCACAGCUCCUGCAUCGCUCUCUCCAGAGCCCGCCCCACCUUCCCCGCUGCCGCCCCACUCUGUGCCAGACCUGGGGGCUCCCCAGAGGCUGUUUGGGUGCCUGGUGUGCCAAGCCUUCAACACGGACAGCCUGGAAGCGCUCCUGAGGCAUGCGUCGGCCCCCCGCUCGCUGCCCGAGGCUGAGUGGAAGGAGGUGUCGGGCGACUUGCACCGCUGCCGGCUCUGCGCCUAUGGCACCCAGCUGAAGGCCAACUUCCAGCUGCACCUCAAGACCGACAAGCACGCCCUCAAGUACCAGCUGGCGGCCCACCUGCGCGAAGGGGGCAGCCUCGGGGCCCACAUGGGGGCAGAGCUUCCACUUGGCCCGCCCCUCCACCUGCACUGCAAUCUCUGCGAAUACGAGACCAACAGCAAGGAGAAGAUGAGGCUGCAUGUGGCGGGAGCCGGCCACCAGGAGGCGCUGCAAGGCUACAAGUUCCUCCUGGAAAUGGAGGCCACAUCGGCAGCGCCGCCAGGCCCCGAACCUGCCCCGUUCCGCUGCCUCCUUUGCAACACGGAUGCCCCGAACCGCCUGGCCAUGAUCCAGCACCUGCGCUCUCCCCAACACCGUGACUCCCACGGCCAGUGGCGCCUGCAGCUCCUCCAGAACGGGGAAGGCACCCCGGGCCUCGAAAGAUACAUCUGCUUCGCUCCCGCCAACCCCGCUGGUAACGGCCCUGCAGGUUGGCCAUGGCGGGCACCCCGUGCCGCCGGAGAGGGUGGCAAACCCGCAGAAGGGAAGGAAACGUUGCCAGAAAACCUGCCCCCCGAAAAGGAAACGCAGAGUAAAGCCCAGGCGGCUGGUUCUGACGAGACUGAAACGAAAGCUGGAGGUGUGGGAGACACUACAGUGUUCUGCUGCCCCUACUGCAAUUACACUGACCAAUCAGCCGAAGCCGUCCGGGCUCACACCGUCUCCCAGCAUGCCGUGCAGCCCAAAUUCCGGUGCCCACUCUGCCAGGAGCAGCUGGUCGGGCGCACCAACCUCCACUUCCACCUCAGCCACAUUCACAACGUGGUGCCCGAAUGUGUGGAGAAGCUGCUUCUGGUGGCCACUACUGUGGAAAUGACCUUUGCCACCAAAGUUAUCCCCGGCCUCAACCUCCCUCCUGACCCACUAAAGCCAGGUGGGACGCCCAGCUCAGAGCAAGGGGCUGGGAACGAACCCGAAAGCCCUCUUGCUGCACCACUCACAGGGGAGAAAUCCUCUCCGGCUCCCGUGCUUGGCCCUGAAACUCCUCAUCCUCCAGCCUCCCCUGCUCUACCUGCUGACCCCCCAGAAAAGCUACCCCCAACCUCUUCUCCACCUCCUCCUCCUCCACUGCCGCCACCUCCGCCACCACCACCUCCUCCUUCAGUUGCUGCUCUGGAGUUUGAAGACGAAGAUGCUCCUCAUCUGAACGCCCCGUUGGAGGAGCCGCCGCCACCACCACCACCGGCUUCAGCAGAGACUCCUGAGGCCUCUCCACUCGCCCUGCCCAGCCAAGACCCCCGGCACCCGCUGUCCUACCGCAAGGCAACCAAUUUCGCCUUGGAUAAGUUCCUCGACCCGGCCCGGCCCUACAAGUGCACGGUGUGCAAGGAGUCCUUCACGCAGAAAAACAUCCUCUUGGUGCACUACAACUCCGUCUCCCACCUGCACAAGAUGAAGAAGGCCUCGGCCGACCCCUCCGCGCCGUCCCGGGGCGAGCCCGGCGCCGCCGGCGUUCUCCAGCCCUCCUCGGACAAGCCCUACAAGUGCACCACCUGCCGGGUCUCCUACAACCAGAGCUCCACGCUGGAGAUCCACAUGCGCUCCGUCCUGCACCAGACCCGCUCCCGCGUCGCCAAGAUGGAAGCCGCCGGCAAAGCGGAGCUGCCGGCCGCCGAGCCGGAUCCCCCGUGCGAAGCGCCGCUGGAAGCAGAAGCCCCCAAGCUCCUGGAGGCGGGCUGCGUGCAGGUGCCCACGCUCCCGUUCCUGGCGCCGUCAGCAGCAGAGCUGCAGCGCUUCCCUGCGCCCUUGUUCACUCCGCCGCUGCUGCCGCCCUUCCCGCUGGUGCCAGAGUCGCUCCUGAAACUCCAGCAACAGCAACAGCAGCUGCUGCUCCCCUUCUACCUGCACGACCUCAAGGUGGCCCCCAAGCUGGCUUUGGCCACCCCGGCACUGACCCUCCCGGCCACGCCACCCGUGCUGCUGCCACCUCUGCCAGCCAAGGAAGAGCAGGCGCCGGCAGCCGCUGCCGGCUCCAAACCGGAGGCGCCGGAAGAGGCCGAAGCUGAGGAGGCCGAGGGGGGGCAGCAAGGAAGCGAGGCAUCCCGCACGGCUGCCAAAGCCCUCCUGGAGAACUUUGGGUUUGAGCUGGUGAUCCAGUACAACGAGGGGAAGCAGCCUGCCGCCCCCGCCCCGGCCGCACCUCCGCGCCCGCCGGCGGGCAAGCUCUUGUGCGGCGCAUGCGGGAAGCAGUUCUCCAACAUGCUCAUCCUGAAGACGCACGAGGAGCAUGUGCACCGGCGGUUCCUGCCCUUUGAGGCGCUCAACCGCUACGCCGCCCAGUUCCGGAAGAGCUAUGACAGCAUGUAUCCCCCUCCGCCGCCGGCACUGCCCAUCGAGACGGCCACUGCCACGACCUCUGCCCCAACUACUGCCGCUGCCACAGACACCACCACAGUGACCGUGCCAGCCGCCCUGCCCCUGGAGAUCCCCCCGCUCUGCCCUCCGUUUUUAAUGCAGCCCAUGCCAGUGGUGGUGCCGCCGCUAGAGAGCGAGACCCCCCACGUGCCUCCCGAGCGCUUGAAAUCCUUGUGGUUCCGGGGGGAGGAAGAGGAAGGUGGCAGUGGGCCCGGGGUUCCUGAGCCUCUUCGCGGGGGCUUCCCGUCCACCCGGCGCUUCUCCCGCACCAAGUUCACAGAGUUCCAGUCUCAAGCCCUACAGUCUUUCUUCGAGUGCAGCGCCUACCCCAAAGACGGCGAGGUGGAGCGGCUGUCUGCAAUGCUGGGUUUGCCCAACAGAGUCAUCGUGGUUUGGUUCCAAAACGCCCGCCAGAAAGCGCGCAAAUGCGGCGGGAGCGAGGCCAGCGUGGGGGGCGGAGGUGCCGCGGUGCAGCCCUCCUGCAAGAAAUGCCGGGCGUCCUUCCGCUGUAUCUUUGAGCUCAUGCGCCACCUUAAAAAGUGCUACAACGACCAGCCGGUGGAUGCGGAGGGAGAGGGGGCCGAGGAGGAGAACGAGGGCCCCGAGGAAGAAGAGCAGGAGGAGGAGGAAGAAGAAGAGCAGCAGCAGCAGCAGCCGCAGCAACAGCAGCCGCCGGAGCCUUCGGGGGCUGAUGGAGAAGCUAAGGUUGACGGCGCUGGAGACAAACCUCAAGAGGAGGAGCAACCCACAGCCCCUCCCGAAAGUGGAAGCACCCAUCCCUGUGACCACUGCACAGCCAAAUUCUCAAGCGUCGACCUCCUCAAUAUCCACCGUGUAUCUCACAUACCAGCAACCGGCCCUCCACCAGCCCCGGUUGCCCCCCAGCCUCCCCUGGAUUUGGCCCCGCUGGUGUUUGGCGACCGCGCCGCCCACCCAGACCCCUCCCGGGCACAGAAGCGGAAGCACGAGGACGGGAGCUUGUCGCCCACUGGCAGCGAGUGCGCCAGCGUGGCGGGAGGGGACAGCGAGCCCCCCCGGGACAAGCGCCUGCGCACCACCAUUUUGCCAGAGCAGCUGGAGAUCCUGUACCGCUGGUACAUGCAGGACUCCAACCCGACCCGCAAGAUGCUCGACUGCAUCUCCGAAGAGGUUGGGCUCAAGAAGAGGGUGGUUCAAGUGUGGUUCCAGAACACGAGAGCCCGCGAGAGGAAGGGUCAGUUUCGGUGCAACGCCGGCACGGCCAACGCAACCGGCAAGCCCUCACCGGUGCUCCCCUCCGCCUUCCCAAAGUUCAGCCCUCUGCCGCGAGACCCGACCAUCCACUACGGAGCGGCCUUUGCGCCCAGCCUCUCUGCGGUGAGCUUACAGCUACCUCCAGCGAAGCCAGAGAUUCCUGCGGAGCCACAAGCGCAGGAAGAAGCAGCCGAAGAAGAAUUGCCAAAAGAGAACGAAGACCGGAGCCUGUCGGGAGGGGAGAUGAGCGACUCGUCUUCCUCCUCCUCCUCGUCGCUGGCCGAUCUGGAUUUCUCCGGCAGCCGGCGGAGCCGAGGGGCGGACGGCGGCUUUGGAGGCAUGCACGACGCUUUGGGCCAGCGCCGGUAUCGCACGCAGAUGUCCAGCCUGCAGCUGAAGAUCAUGAAGGUUUGCUACGAGGCCUACCGGACGCCCACCAUGCAAGAGUGCGAGGUGCUGGGCGAGGAAAUAGGGCUGCCCAAGCGGGUGAUCCAAGUGUGGUUCCAGAACGCCAGGGCCAAGGAGAAGAAGGCCAAGGCUGCCAGCGGUGGCGAGGAGGGGCAUCCCAGCACUCCAUCGCAGGCCGAGUGCCCCUACUGCGAAGUCAAGUACGAUUUCUACGUGUCCUGCCGUGGGCACCUCUUCUCCCGCGGGCACCUCGCCCGACUCAAGGAGGCCAUCAAGGCCCAGCUCAAGAGCGAGAGCAAGUGCUAUGAGCUCGUGCCGGACAAAGGGACGCCAUCUCCCACCAGGCUGGGUGCCUCCAUGCCUCCCGCCACAGUGCCAUCUUCCCUUGGAAGCAUGGCUCCCUUUGCGCCAGGCCCUUCCUCUUCCUCCUCUGGGGCCCUGAGCACCCCUUUGGCCUCCACGCAGCCGGGGCCCCCCUUACCUCAGCACCUCACUCCGGAACCGGCCCAGCUUGGCCCCUCCACAGAGCCGCCGGCACCUGCUCCAGAGACUUCCCCGGGCGACGGCCAGGCAGACCCCGCCUCCAGCUCAGCCCAGGAACCCUCCGUGCCCUCCACUGCCGCGGUGAAGAACCUCAAGACGUUGAAGGCUGCCGUGCCGGCCCUGCUGGGAGGCCAGUUCCUGCCCUUCCCAUUGCCGGCGGCAGCAACGACGGCUGCCCCCUCGCUCUUUGGUGCGCAGCUGCCCGGGGCCUACUUCCAGCAGCUCUACGGCAUGAAGAAGGGGCUGUUCCCCAUGAACCCCGUCAUACCUCAGACGCUUAUGGGGCUGCUGCCCAGCCCCCUGCUCCCGACGCCCAUGCCCGAGCCGCCCGUCGAGGUGCCCGAGGCCCCCGGCAUCUCCACGGUUGACGUGACUCACCAGUACCUCUGCCGCCAGUGCAAGGCAGCCUUCGAGAGCGAGGGGGCCGCCGCCGCCCACCAGGCCACUUUCUGCUACUUUGGGCGCCAGCCCCCCGCGGCCCCGCCCCCGCUGCGGGUGCCCGUGUGCACCUACCACUGCCUGGCCUGCGAGGUGCUUGUGAGCGGGCGCGAGGCCCUGGGGGCCCACCUUCGCUCCAGCGCUCACCGGCGCAAGGCCGGAUCCAACGCAGCAACCGCAUCGGUGUUUGCCAAAGAGGAAUCCAAAUUACCUCACUCGGACUCCAGCCCAAAAAGUAACGCUACCUCUACGACACUACUAGCUUUAUAGAGACGGAUGCUACACUGCCACCGACCGAGAGAGAAGGACUAAGCAACCAACCAACUAGCCAACCAGCCGGCGGAGGGAAGGGCGCCCGCUUGGCGUGCCCUGUGCCCUCUGCCCAUACCAAACGCCCAUCACGCAACCCCCCGCCACCUGUAAACUCAAGAAACGGCCCCCGGCCAAGGCGACACCCAGUUGCCUGAAGGCCACGCUCUUCCCAGACCCCUGGGUAGCCAUGUGGGCAAAGCUGGACCCAGAUGUUCAGCCGUCCCACCCCACUCCCCCAACCCCACCGCCAUCUUGAGGGAAAACCAGUUGACCUGGUGCGGAACAGAAAUGCAGCCCGCCGCCUGAGGAGCCCCCCAACAGUGCCAACCUCAGAAAUGCCUUGCGCUCUGCAUGGAGUGCAGAAGCUGUUCUCCUCUGCCACCCACCGUGCCCCUUGCCCUCACGGCCCUGUGCACCGGCCGACGCCAGUUCCCAGGGUCUCUCCUCCCAGAAAGGGUUCCUGGAUCCUGUCCGACACGGGUGCCCAACCCAUCGCCUUCCCGCAGUCCCUUCACACAUGCCUGUGUAUUCCAGAGUCUUCCACCUCCUGUGGCAUACACAUGUACCUCACAUGAGAGAGGCAUGAGAGGCUCUCACUGUCUGCGGUUCAGGUCUCGGUGUCCUCCAUGUUUUCCCUCAAGGAGGGUCCCUGGGCAUCUCAACAGGUUUCCUUGGGAUGUCGACCCCAGCGGAGAGGACCCCCUUCCC